AUGUUCCGAUCGGGUUUGCGCUCCGGCUCUUCAGUGAGGAGGAGGAGCAACGUGAGCUUUACGGGAGUUCCCAAGAACGACUACUUUCCCUCCAAGAGCAAUGUCUUCUGGAGAUUCCUAGGCAUCGGAGAUCGUCAGGGGAAUCUGAAAGCAUCGCGACUGAUUCACCCGGAGUCUCCCUUCAACUACACCGUCUCUCUGGUCUCUUCGCUCCUCCUGCUCUACACGGCCAUUGUAGUGCAAGUCACUGUCAGCUUCUUCUGGAAUGCGCCUGACUGCUGGAGCUCUCCCACGCUGCCUUUCGACAUGUUUGUGGACACUUUCUUUGUCUUCCAGAUCUUUUUGACUUUCUUCACUGGGGUUGAGAUUCAAGGCGUGUACGCAGACUCACUGGGGGCGGUUGCUUGGAAUUACGUCACUCAUGCCUUCAUCUUUGAUGUAUUCACGUCCAUCCCUUCUUCGUAUGUGGAAUAUUUCGCGGUAAAAGAAUGCGGAAGCUCCGGCACCAGCGUCAACAUGAACAGCCUCCUAAUCAUGAGGUGCAUAAAACCUCUCAGGUUGCUGAAGUUGUCGAGGAUGUUCAGGAUGAAGAAGAUUCGUCUCAUCCUCGACUCAAUCGAGGAAUUCUUUCAACUGCCAGGGUUCAUGAUGAGGAUGUUCAGUAUGCUCGCUGGAAUCUCGCUGCUCGUGCACAGUUGUGCUUGUAUCUACUGGCUUAUCAAGGAGAUGACCUUCAGCCAGGACGAGAUUUGUCUUUUCCUCUCCCACUACAACCUCAACUGCUAUUCUGGCCUGCUCGAGAAGUAUGUCCUCACCAUCUACUUCAUGAACACAAUCUUCACCACAGUUGGCUUCGGCGACAUCACCCCUGAGAACACAGCUGAGAGGCUCUUCACCAUCAUCGCCAUGUACGCCGGCGUCAUGGUCUUCGGCACCAUGCUCUCGGAGGUUCAGAGCGCGCACAUGCACGCGUUCCGCCUGCAGAAGCAGUGCGACCAGGUGCACCAUGACGUGAAGGACUUCCUGCGGUCUACCAACGUCCCCAAGGCUGUCAGCAGGCGCGUGCUGGAGUGGGUGGAUCUCGACUAUAUGGUGAAGAUGAGGAGGAACCAGCGGGAGGCAGCUCUCUCCCUCAUCCCUCCUCAGCUCCGCAUGCCCAUCUUCGAUCACCUGCACAAGGAGAUGCUGUAUGGGAUCCCCUUCCUCCGAGACCUGGCGGACAUCCACCGCGAUCAGUUCCUCCUCAACCUCUUCUCUCUUGCUCAGCCCAUCACUUUCUGCAGCUUCAUGCCCAUCGCAACGGUGGACGACGCUUGUGACCGUCUCUACAUCAUCACACACGGCAGCGUCAGCGUCGUUCUGCCCUCCGGGUCAAUCGUCUCCACACUCAACGCUGGCGACUUUUUCGGAGAGAACAGCUUCCUCGGGGAGACAACAUGGAGGGGAGAGCACGGGCAGGAGGUCGACUUCUGUGCUCUGACAUCUGUAGUCUGCAUGUACAUCUUGAAAGAAGACUUCAUGCGGCUGCUCCAGUCAUUCCCUGGACACAUCCACGAGGAGAUCGAGGCUCUCACGCAGGACCUCAAGGAGCUGCGGGAGGAGCAGGCUGCUUCGGAUGAUCCUCCUACCUCCGUCGCCAUCCGCUGGUUCUAUCUCUUCCGCAAGGCCAAGUGCCACAUGCUUCACACGGAUGGCACGAGAGACCUGCUGAUCAAGACGGUUCAGAAGCUCAAGUUUGCAUCCAUCUUCGGCAAGCACGACACUCAACGUGGCAAGUUUGAGGUCAUCGCGGAGAAGCCAAUCCCCGAUGAGGAAGAGAUAGUUCCGACCUGGGAGGGCAGGGGACCACAGGAAGAGGCGCAGAGUCACGGAAGCUCCGGGGACAUUCUUGUUGCUAUUCAGCAGCUGAUCAGAGCGGAGCAUGACUCGCUGCGCGCUUGCUUCGACCGUCGCAUCAGUGAGAUCACAACUCGCAUGGACGCGCUGGAGGAGAUGUGCUUCACUGAGGACACGGCCAAGGCAGAUACAGCGAGCGUGUCAGGAGGAGAUAUCCAGCCUGUCGAUGAGAGAUAUGCAUAG
Molecule: messenger RNA, 2079 nt
Organism: Guillardia theta CCMP2712
Lineage: Eukaryota; Cryptophyceae; Pyrenomonadales; Geminigeraceae
Exons: 1
Coding region: 1-2079 (692 amino acids)
Biological process (GO): potassium ion transport
Cellular component (GO): membrane
Molecular function (GO): voltage-gated potassium channel activity; protein-containing complex binding
Source: RefSeq, a predicted model, not a curated record